Messenger RNA from Maylandia zebra (zebra mbuna), 6053 nucleotides. The record is from RefSeq and is a predicted model, not a curated record. NCBI's taxonomy places the organism in Eukaryota, Metazoa, Chordata, Actinopteri, Cichliformes, Cichlidae.
GGCGGAUGACAUAUUGAUCACCAAGAAUGUUAAUCAGGCUAAAAGUGGAACUGAUUGGGAUGUUCAGGUUCUGGCACUGCGUUAUCCACUGGUCAAUUAGCAGCUGUCUAUAGUGGGAAGUAAAUGCGCCAUAAUAUGCCACACAAGCAGCUGCAAUGAAGACAUUUCCCACAACAUUGAUGAUCUCUUGCUCAAACAGGGCUACACUUUCUUCCCAGCAUACUUGUUCGUCACCAAGAGCGGACGUUAGCUUCCCUGCCCUGAUCAGACGGGCCUUUGUCAGAGCCAUCGUAUUAACCAAAUAUUCUUUCUCAUUCAUGCUGCUAUCAAACUGCUCCUGCAGGACCUUGAUCUGGUUCUCCACCUCCAAAAGAAAGCGUUCCUUUGUCCAAAGUGUACUGAGCAGAACUUGCAGGACUGUAGUCAUUGCUUUGUAUGCUGCGAGUCAGGACACCGAGCAGUGGGAUCUUUAAAGCGGACCAAAACUCAGGGAAACUGGGAUCGGUCUCUGUCAAGGGACAGCCAGAGGCCGGCGCAGAGUCACAGUCCCAGCCAGUAAGGUCCUCCUCUGCACAGCUCACCACUGAGUGUGCAAGGCGUUGCAGUAAGCUAAAAAGAAAGCAGCCAAAGCGAGACCAGAGAAAGCAACAGGUAACCUCUUGCCAAAGUUUAACACCAAACAGCUGUAAAGUCCACCUAGUUGGAAAGAAAAGCCUUCUCAAGUGUUUGAUUGGUGGCUAUCCAGUGACAGUGUUAUUUGAUUCUGGCUCACAAGUGAGUUUAGUGGACAGACAUUGGGUUCAGCGGUUUUUUCCCAACUAUCAGGUGCGACCCCUCCAAGAGCUGUUAAAUGAUGGACUUGAAGUUUAUGCGGUUAACGGACAAGCAGUUCCUUAUGAUGGGUGGGUCGAACUUACAGUCACUCUCGCUGGUCACGAAGAUCCCAAUCUUACUGUGCAAGCCCCUUUCCUUGUCAGUAAGCUGUCACUCCCUUAGCCCCUCCUGGGAGCAAACGUGCUUGGCGCCAUUAUCCAAGCACAAGAGUCAGACCGAGAGGCCAGUGCUUUAUUGUAUAGUCUCCUACGCAAAGCUUUUGGUACAGACGAAGAGCAAGUGAUGGCUAUGGUAAACUUCAUACAAGUACCACAAAGAGCAGGAUGUGACCCAGCCACAGUGAGAAUUGGGAAGAGCAAUGUGACCAUUCCUGCUGGAAAAGCAGUCCAAGUGUGGUGCAGAGUACCCCAAAGUUUUGACAUUUGUGACCCCCUGGUGCUGUACGAACCCGAUGAGAACACUGCCUUGAGACACCUGAGUGUUGGGGAAGGGCUCCUUGAGAUCAACAACCAUCAAAGGCCAUUUGUUAAGGUCCCCAUCUCUAACCACUCCAAACACGAAAUAAUUCUACCGAAGAGAACAGCCCUGGGUACUAUUCAACAUGUCGCUAAAGUUAUUGAGACAGACCGACCCACAAACACAUCAGAGGUGACUCAACCCACACAGAGCCCCAUCACCACAGCUGAGGAACAGCCUCUCGUAGAGUGGAGGAGUAUAAGAGUCGGGGUGGAGUUUCCACUCAAAAGUCCAAUUGUUAUGAAAGCUUUCAGGAAACCUGGACCAAGCCAAGCACCAUAAAAGCAGGCACUUCAGCGCAAAACCCUCAGAAUCACAUCGAUCUGCACUGAAGUCAAAGGCUAAAGAAUCACUUAAAAUGGAAUUGUGCUAUGGAUUAUUUCAGGCACGUGCAUCAUGGAUCCAGUUCACUUUUAUCUGCUCAAUGCUGUGCAUGUGGACUAGUGUUGAGUCCUGGUCUUACGUCUAUUCAAACAAAUCAAUGAAAUGGGAUGAUGCACGUAAUUGGUGCAAGGAGAGCUACACAGACAUGGUGGCCAUCCAGAACCGGGAGGAGAUCGAGCAUCUUAACAACUGGCUGCCCAAAAAAAAGGGCUACUACUGGAUAGGGAUCCGUAAGAUCAAUGAUGUCUGGACCUGGGUAGGAACCAACAAAACUCUGACAGAAGAAGCGACAAACUGGGCAGAAGGAGAACCGAACAAUGGCAAAACUGGACAAAGUGUAGGAGUCAGUGAGGACUGUGUGGAGAUGUACAUUAAACGAGACCAAAAUCCAGGCACGUGGAAUGACGAGAGGUGUAUGAAAAAAAAGACUGCUCUGUGCUACACAGCGGCUUGUAAGAUUGACUCCUGUUUGCAUGGAGAGUGUGUUGAAACCAUCAACAGCCACAAAUGUGAUUGCUUUGAAGGGUUUUUUGGAGACAAGUGUGACCAAGUUGUGCAGUGUAACAAAGGUGAAGUGGUUGUUCCAGAUAAAGGACAUGUAAAUUGCUCUCACAACUAUGGCAGUUUCUCCUAUGACUCCUUGUGUCAGUAUUCCUGUGAGGAAGGAUACAAGCUGAGUGUGCCAGGACCUUUGAGGUGUACUUCCUUAGGAAAAUGGUCAGAAAAACCCCCUACAUGUGAAAUGAUUCAGUGCGAGAAGAUGUCAGAGCCGACACAUGGAUCCAUGAAAUGCUCCGAUCCUCUGGGCUCAUUCAGCUAUCAGUCCACCUGUACUUUUACCUGUGAUGAAGGUUAUGUACUGUCUGGAUCUCCAUCUCUGCAAUGUGAAGCAUCAGCAAAUUGGAAUGGAUCCCAGCCAUACUGUGUUGCUGUUCAGUGCCCUGCGCUGCAAAACUUGACAAAUGGCUUUGUCAGCUGUGGAGAAGAUGCUGAUACGAGGUUCAGCUACAAAAACACCUGCAGCUUCAGUUGUGACCAAGGUUACCAUUUAGUGGGAGCCAGUAGAGUGACCUGCACAUCAGGAGGUACAUGGAAUCAGCAGAUUCCUCACUGUGAAGCAAAAGGAUGUCCUGCUCCAGAGGUCCCAACAAAUGGUCAGAUAAGCUGCAGCCCUUCUCUGUCUUCAUUUCUUAGUCAUGACACACCCCAUCCACUUGGCAUGGUUUGUCAUUUUACAUGUGAUGAAGGACAUGAGCUGCAAAGUGCACACAGCAUGGAGUGUACACAUCCAGGCCAAUGGACCUCCAGAUCACCAACCUGCACAGUUGUUCGAUGCCCGCUGCUUGAGGCUCCUAAAAACGGUCACAUCAAUUGUUCCAGCACUGAGUCAGUUUACAACUGUCAGUGCUCCUUCACCUGUGACCAAGGCUACUCAUUAGAAGGACCUGAGCUGCUGACAUGUGGUCAUCAUGGUAACUGGACUGCAGAGAAACCCACCUGUCAAGCUCCUGCUCCAAUUACUGCAGUUACUGCUGGUGUGGCAACAGGGGGCACUGCCUUGUUAUCUGGUGUGUCUAUGGCUAUGUGGGUCUUGAAAAAAAUGAAGAAGAAUGUAACCAAAUUCGACCUGAGCAGCAGCACUGAGUCUCCCUCACAGAGCUACAAAAACAGCAUUGACAAUAAUUCUUUGGAUGAGACUACUGUCUGCGGGAUGCAUCACGACUCCAGCAAGACAAUGACCUGGACCCAGGCCAGACAGUGGAGGAUGGAGUCAUAUAUAAGAGGAGGCAAUCCAGUGGAUCACACUCAGAAUCAUUUUAUCCUUAAAUAUACUGAGGCGGAAGGAUCAACAAUCUUCUGUAGGCUAUCAGGCAUAUUAGUUAACAUGGAUUCCUGCUUUGGACUACUUAAGACCUGGGGAUAUAAGAGCUCUGCUUCAUGGAUGAAUUUCACCUUCAUUUGCUUAGUGCUGUGCAUGUGGACUAGUGUAGAGUCCUGGUCUUAUUUCUAUUCAAACAACACAAUGACAUGGGAAAAUGCACGAAGCUGGUGCCAGGAGCACUACACAGACAUGGUGGCCAUCCAGAACCGGGAAGAGAUUGAGCAUCUUAACAACUGGCUGCCCAAGAAAAAUGGCUACUACUGGAUUGGAAUCCGUAAGAUCAAUAAUGUCUGGACCUGGGUAGGAACCAACAAGCCUCUGACAGAGGAAGCAACCAACUGGGCAAAAGGAGAACCGAACAAUGGCGAGAGAGAAAUAAAUUCAAAGAUCAGUGAGGAUUGUGUGGAGAUGUACAUUAAAAGAGAUAAAGAACCAGGCAAGUGGAAUGACGAGAGAUGUACAAAAUCAAAGACUGCUCUGUGCUACACAGCGGCUUGUAAGAUUGACUCCUGUUUGCAUGGAGAGUGUGUUGAAACCAUCAACAGCCACAAAUGUGAUUGCUUUGAAGGGUUUUUUGGAGACAAGUGUGACCAAGUUGUGCAGUGUAACAAAGGUGAAGUGGUUGUUCCAGAUAAAGGACAUGUAAAUUGCUCUCACAACUAUGGCAGUUUCUCCUAUGACUCCUUGUGUCAGUAUUCCUGUGAGGAAGGAUACAAGCUGAGUGUGCAGACUCCUCUGAGGUGCACGGGGUCAGGAAAAUGGUCAGAAAAAACCCCUACAUGUGAAAUGAUUCAGUGCGAGAAGAUGUCAGAGCCGACACAUGGAUCCAUGAAAUGCUCUGAUCCUCUGGGCUCAUUCAGCUAUCAGUCCACCUGUACUUUUACCUGUGAUGAAGGUUAUGUACUGUCUGGAUCUCCAUCUCUGCAAUGUGAAGCAUCAGCAAAUUGGAAUGGAUCCCAGCCAUACUGUGUUGCUGUUCAGUGCCCUGCGCUGCAAAACUUGACAAAUGGCUUUGUCAGCUGUGGAGAAGAUGCUGAUAUGAGGUUCAGCUACAAAAACACCUGCAGCUUCAGUUGUGACCAAGGUUACCAUUUAGUGGGAGCCAGUAGAGUGACCUGCACAUCAGGAGGUACAUGGAAUCAGCAGAUUCCUCACUGUGAAGCCAUCCUUUGCCAGAAUCCAGAGAGAGAAGCUCCCCUCAUCAUGCAGUGCAGUGAAUCUGAGACUGAACUGCGACCAAACUCCACCUGCAGCUUCAGCUGUGAAGAAGGUUUUGAACUGCAGGGAGCAAACACCAUCAAGUGUUCUGAGGACGGACAGUGGAAUGAAAACAUACCUACAUGCAAAGCAAAAGGAUGUCCUGCUCCAGAGGUCCCAACAAAUGGUCAGAUAAGCUGCAGCCCUUCUCUGUCUUCAUUUCUUAGUCAUGACACACCCCAUCCACUUGGCAUGGUUUGUCAUUUUACAUGUGAUGAAGGACAUGAGCUGCAAGGUGCACACAGCAUGGAGUGUACACAUCCAGGCCAAUGGACCUCCAGAUCACCAACCUGCACAGCUGUUACAUGUUUGUUGCUUGAGGCUCCUGAAAACGGUCACAUCAGUUGCUCCAGUACUGAGUCAGUUUACAGCUCUCAGUGCUCCUUCACCUGUGACCAAGGCUACUCAUUAGAAGGACCUGAGCUGCUGACAUGUGGUCAUCAUGGCAACUGGACUGCAGAGAAACCCACCUGUCAAGCUCCUGCUCCAGUAGCUGCAGUUACCGUUGGUGUGGCAACAGGGGGCACUGCCUUGUUAUCUGGUGUGUUUAUGGCUUUGUGGCUCUUGAAAAAAAUGAAGAAGAAAGCUGACGCAUAUGAACUGAGCAGCAACUCUGACAUAGAGUCUUCCCCACAGAGCUACAAAAACAGCACCGACAGCCUAAUAUAGAAGACACUUCUCUUCCUCUAAGGCAGCUACAGACAGCUGUAUAUUUCUCCACAGAAAUGCAAAAAGUACAUAUCAUAUACACUAGCAUAACAGAUGGGAAAAAAACAGCCAUACUAAAUGUGACAAGGAGUGACAUAAUGUGACAUUUGAAUUUUCCUGAAACUUUUAAAAGAUCUGCAAUUGCUCUGAAAUGUUGUUACAACAUGUAUAUCCUCCAGAAUGGAAUUUCAUAUUGAACAUAUUGUUCUACAACUUCAUGAAAAUGCUGGAAAGGUGGCACGAUUCAUGUCACCAUAAAUGUUACAUAACGUUAUGUGUGAAUUGUCAUUUAGCUGCACAAAUGUGAAUAAUUUGAUAUGUAUUUAUUUACUAUUUAUUUUAGAAUAGGAUAGUUCGAAUUGAAUUUUUAUUUUAUUGUUUUUAUGUGUAAAGUUGUGUUUUCUUUUACCUUCACUGUUUUUUUAUACUAUGAAAUUUUACAGUUGAUGUUUUAUGAAAUUCUGGAAUAUAU